Molecule: messenger RNA, 1401 nt
Organism: Trichoplax adhaerens
Lineage: Eukaryota; Metazoa; Placozoa; Uniplacotomia; Trichoplacea; Trichoplacidae
Exons: 2
Coding region: 1-1401 (466 amino acids)
Cellular component (GO): lysosome
Molecular function (GO): cysteine-type endopeptidase activity
Source: RefSeq, a predicted model, not a curated record
AUGAAUUCUCGCUAUUUUGCUGGCGUUGUUGUCGUUCUUUUUUCCUUUUUAGCUUUAUGCAAGAGCGAUACACCAGCCAAUUGUACUUAUGGCGAUUCCGUUGGUACAUGGGUGCUGCACUUGGGUGUUGAUGGAAUGACCAAGAAAGUGGAUUGCUCUAAAAAUUUCAAGAUUACCAACAACUAUACUGUUCACCUACUCUUUCCCGAUAAAGCAGUCGAUGCUGCUGGAAAUGUAGGCUUUUGGACAAUGGUUUAUAAUCAAGGAUUUGAAAUUGUCUUAGCUGGUAGAAAAUACUUUGCAUUUUCCAAAUAUGUUAAGCACGGAUCAAAAGUAACCAGUAUGUGCGAUCAAACCCAACUUGGAUGGGCUCAUAGUACCGAUAACAGCAAUUGGCAAUGCUAUUAUGCUACUAAAAUGCAUCCAUCAGGUACUGAAAUUCGUACUCACGAUCUAAGAGAGCAAAUUGUUCUACAAGAAUUUCAAAAACAUCGUAAAUAUAUACCCAAUAAAGAUUAUAUCAAUCAAAUUAAUAGUGCACAAAGCUUGUGGACUGCUACUGAAUACCCAGAAUAUGAAGAUUUUACUCUAGCUGAAUUAAAUAUGCGAUCUGGUAGACCAACUGUACCCAAAUCUUUCGCUGGACCUCGACUUAGGAUGAAACGAGAUAGACUAUCUCGUAACAGUGACGAAUUUAUUUACUUCCCAAAACAGUUUGAUUGGCGUAAUGUAUCCAACGUGAACUACGUAUCGCCUGUCAGAAAUCAAGGAGCAUGUGGUAGCUGUUACGCAUUUAGUUCCAUGGCAAUGUAUGAAGCUCGACUCAGAGUGCUAAGUAAGAAUAGCGUAAAAAGAGUAAUGUCUCCUCAAGAUGUUGUCAGUUGUAGUGAGUACGCGCAAGGUUGCGCUGGUGGUUUUCCAUACUUAAUAGCUGGUAAAUAUGGUGAAGAUUUUGGCUUAGUUGAAGAAAGCUGCUUCCCUUAUAAUGGAAAAGACGAACCGUGUAAAGAAACCAAAUCGAAAUGCCGUCGCCAUUCGACCACGAACUACUAUUACGUUGGUGGAUUUUACGGUGCAUGCAAUGAAUACCUUAUGAUGCGCGAGUUGGUAAAGAAUGGCCCUAUUUCUAUUAGUUUUGAGGUUUAUGGCGAUUUUAAGCAUUACAAAGGUGGUAUUUAUCAGCAUACCGGAUUAGGAGAUAGUUAUAAUCCAUGGCAGAUUACCAACCAUGCUGUUUUAUUAGUUGGCUAUGGAACUGACCAGAAAUCUGGCAAAGACUACUGGAUUGUUAAAAAUUCUUGGGGAACAAAAUGGGGAGAAAAUGGCUUUUUUAGAAUCCUUCGUGGUGUUGAUGAAUGCAGCAUUGAGAAUGAAGCUGUUGCUGUCACCCCUGUGGAUUAA